Messenger RNA from Tricharina praecox, 862 nucleotides. RefSeq lists its product as uncharacterized. The record is from RefSeq and is a predicted model, not a curated record. NCBI's taxonomy places the organism in Eukaryota, Fungi, Ascomycota, Pezizomycetes, Pezizales, Pyronemataceae. The transcript has a single exon. Bases 147 to 722 code for a protein of 191 amino acids.
AACUGACAUUCUCUCACCCUCAUACCACCUCCGUUUCCCCAGUAACCCCUUGGCCCAGCCCCCGCCCGGAUCCUAUCCCGGCCCUUGCCCAGACCCUAGCGCGGACUCUACCCAGCCCGCUGCCCGGGUGAUGCUAGUGAGGUCUCAUGAAGGGCUUUGAAUGGCCGCACAGUAUGACGCUGGUGCGAAGGUGUCGAUGGCGCGCUCGAUGGCGCCUCUAUGACGGAGCCUGUGCGGCCAUGAGGCCCUGUCCAUCUUCUCUGUUGUUUCUUCCUUCGUUCUCUCGUGUUCCCCGCUUCACCAUCCUCAUCCUCAUCGUCCUCUUCUUCGCCAUUUCAUUGAUUCAAUCACUCCCAUCAUCGCCGACAACCGACUCGAAACGUAGGAGCAUCAACGUCAACUCCUUCACUUUUUUCCAUCGUUUGUUUCCGCUCACAGCACAGACAGUCCGAGUCACUUCGAAUUCACAGUCACCACAUCCAGCGAGCAAGUGUACGUUUCAACUCCGCGUUCCAUUCCCUCUAUUAAUUCCUCCGCAAACUACCACUAAUAUCCACCCUAUCUCCAUUCCAGAUGACUCCUCUCGCUCGCUCCGAUCCAAAAUCACAAACGGUACCUCAGACAACAGCAACGCCGGCUACAAGACGCACACAACAACACAACAACGCAUAUACAGUUCCUCCGUCCCUUUUAUACAGCCUGCAGCAUCCCAGAGACCGUGAUCGAAUUAGACCAGAACCCCCGCUAACCAGUACCCCCGCUAACCAGUACCCCCGCUGAUCACAACCCCCAGAUCAGAACCUCAACACAAACGUGACAAGCCACACAAUGAUAUCAAUAAGUACUUGAAGUGAAACGAAAA